AUAGGUUAUGAUACAAUGAAAGCAGGCAGAACCCAAAACGCAGCGUUCGAAACCGGAGUCUUGGGGAACAAGUUGCAAAGGCAAACCAUAAAGAAAGGGAAUCUUGGUGCUCAAGCUGCAAACACGAAAAUGGGGUGGGUUUGGAGCGAUGACAACAGCGACGAUCUUCGACGCGAUAUCUCGUCGGAAGGGUGCUCCACCACGAGGGUCGUCAAAUCUCAAUGCAGAACAGAGGAGGUCGAAUCUGGAAAGUUCGUCAGAAAGUGCGAGAAAACAGAAGAGCUUCUCAGGAAUUGCAUCGGAAAGCCUGUUGAAGUAUUGCAAUCUAACAAAGAGUAUACCGAAGAGGAUAUAACAGACGAGGUACUUAAAGGAAGGUCUGUUCCAUCUAGCUCAUCAGACCGUGGUGUGUUUGACUUCCCAGGGCUACGAAAUGAUAUCGAAGUAAUGGAACGUAACCUUUUCCAUGGUCUUGGUCGUUUCCUGGAAUCAGCUGAAGAAAUGACGAAUGACUUUUUUGAUGUUUUUGGUAAGUCUUCAAGGAUCUUCGAUGCAGAGUCGUCUUCACCCUCUGUGAGGCGAGAGAUCCCUGUUGCAAGUCGCCCAGAAGCUUAUCCUAAAGCCCAGCAGAAGGAAUCAGGAGAUACUGAUUAUGUUUCUGUCGCUCAAGAUGUUUAAACUUUGAACGUCGACAUCUGGACCACAACCAAGUCCUGUAAUAACAUUUUUCUUUGCAUCUUUGAAGCUGUUUUACUUCUUUUAUUUUGUUUUAAGCUGUGACACAUGUAACGUAUGACCAAUUUUUUAUCCCCCUUCACUCAAUUAUAGCCAAUACGAAUGAAAACUGUACUAUAUAAAA
Molecule: messenger RNA, 859 nt
Organism: Vigna angularis (adzuki bean)
Lineage: Eukaryota; Viridiplantae; Streptophyta; Magnoliopsida; Fabales; Fabaceae
Product: fra a 1-associated protein
Exons: 2
Coding region: 16-678 (220 amino acids)
Source: RefSeq, a predicted model, not a curated record